Molecule: messenger RNA, 2157 nt
Organism: Dicentrarchus labrax (European seabass)
Lineage: Eukaryota; Metazoa; Chordata; Actinopteri; Moronidae
Gene: alg8
Product: ALG8 alpha-1,3-glucosyltransferase
Exons: 13
Coding region: 58-1626 (522 amino acids)
Biological process (GO): protein N-linked glycosylation
Cellular component (GO): endoplasmic reticulum membrane
Molecular function (GO): dolichyl pyrophosphate Glc1Man9GlcNAc2 alpha-1,3-glucosyltransferase activity
Source: RefSeq, a predicted model, not a curated record
GAAGAAGAAGAAGAAGAAGAGAGGAGGAGGAAGUAGUAGUAGUAGUACGUCACUGUCAUGGCGGCGCCCGGGCUGGACGGUUGCAGCUGGUUUGCCGCGUUGUCUCUCGGAGUUUCUCUCCUGAAAUGUCUCUUUAUGGACGCCUAUCAUUCCACAGACUUUGAGGUGCACAGGAACUGGUUGGCCGUCACACACAGUCUGCCGGUGUCCAGGUGGUACCAUGAGAACACGUCGGAGUGGACUCUGGACUACCCUCCGCUGUUCGCCUGGUUCGAGUUCGGUCUGUCCCACGUGGCUCAGCACUUCGACAGAAACAUGCUGGUGGUGGAGAAUCUGAACUACGCCAGCCCAGCUACGGUUCUCUUCCAGAGGCUGUCGGUCGUCUUCACUGACCUGGUUUUCAUCUUCGCUGUCAGAGAGUGCUGCCGGUGCGUUCAGGAGCAGAAAGGCCCUCGGGACGUUUUGAGCCGCCCGUCCUUCGUCCUCGCUGUUCUGCUGCUCUGGAACUUCGGCCUCCUCAUCGUCGACCAUAUUCAUUUCCAGUAUAACGGCUUCUUGUUUGGCUUCCUGCUGCUGUCUGUGGCCAAACACCUGCAGUCUCGCCACCUGCAGGGGGCGCUGCUGUUCGCCAUCCUGCUCAACCUGAAGCACAUCUACCUGUACGUGGCGCCGGCGUACGGCAUCUACCUGCUGCGGAGCUACUGUUUCACUCAGGACCACAAAGAUGGUUCUGUGAACUGGAGGAGCUUCAGUCCGCUCCGUCUGCUGGCUCUGGGCGCCAUCGUGGUCUCCGUGUGCGCUCUGUCCUUCGGGCCCUUCAUCGCCAUGGGUCAGCUCCCUCAGGUCCUGUCCCGACUCUUCCCCUUUAAGCGGGGCCUCUGUCACGCCUACUGGGCCCCCAACAUCUGGGCCCUCUACAACAUGCUGGACAAAGUCCUGGCGGUGCUGGGUGUUCGUCUGAAGCUGCUGGAGGAGGCGGAGCUUCCUCGAGCCUCCAUGACGGGCGGGUUGGUGCAGGAGUUUCAGCACUCGGUCCUCCCCUCCGUCUCUCCCUCCGUCACCCUGGUCUGCACUCUGCUCUCCAUCCUGCCGGCCGUGGCGUCCAUCUGGCGCCGUCCUCGCGGUGCUCGGGGGUUCCUGCGCUGCCUGCUGCUCUGCGCUCUGGCCUCCUUCAUGUUCGGCUGGCACGUCCACGAGAAGGCCGUCCUCAUCGCCAUCCUGCCCCUCAGCAUCCUGGCGGUGGAGAGCAGAGAGGAUGCUGGGAUAUUCCUGGUCCUGACCACCACGGGUCAUUACUCGCUGUUCCCACUGAUCUUCACCCCAGCAGAGCUGCCGAUCAAAGUGGUUCUGAUGCUGCUGUUUGUGAUCUUCUCGUUUGCUGCUCUGAGGAAACUGUACAGCGGUCAGGGGUCCCUGCUGCGUCCUCUGGAGUCCGUCUACCUUGCGGGACUGGUCGCCGUGGCGAUCGCCUGUGAGAUUGUCUUCCCUCUGUCGCCGUGGCAACAGAGGCUGCCCUUCCUCCCCCUGCUGGCGACGUCGGUGUACUGCUCCGUGGGCGUCUCGUACUCCUUCCUGCGUCUGUACGCCAGCCUGCUGCGGCAGGACGAGAAGCCCAAACAGCUGUGAGACGUCGCGGGUUAGAGCCCCAACAGCUGCUGCCCGCGUGCCCUUGAGCACAACUCUCUUUCUGAUCGUCUCCACGCCGCUCGCUGACGCUCAGCUGCUGUAGGUUGGGUCAGCUGACACACUGCCGGCCUGUUGAAGCUUCCUCAGCGCUGUGGCUGAAGACACACAGUCUGAGAUCCAGAGAACAAUGACGACUGUGCACAACGUACAACCACAACUCUUCUGUUCCUGUUCCUGUACAACUUACAGGAAGUCACACUGAUGGAAAACCUUUUGUUUCACGUUGGACUCUUCAAACUGGUGACGGGACUGAGUGUCUCCAGCUCUCCUUUUGAUCAACAUGCACACACAUCAGAUCGGACUGUUGAGCAGGUUCAGGAUUCAGGACAGACCUCCGCCCCAAUACUGACGCACAUCUGGAAUAACGUAGGCGCUGUCAGCUGAUGAAAACGACAUGAGGACCAAAACAGAGCUGAAAGACACGUCUGCUGUUUGUUUGUUCUAUAUUUUCAAAUAAAAACAUCAAUAUAU